Molecule: messenger RNA, 2620 nt
Organism: Cricetulus griseus (Chinese hamster)
Lineage: Eukaryota; Metazoa; Chordata; Mammalia; Rodentia; Cricetidae
Source: RefSeq, a predicted model, not a curated record
GCUCUGUGGAGUGGGAUGCGGAGGCGGAACUUCCACCAACCGGAAGCGGGCGCAUACGGAAGUGUGUCCCUGGCGUCCGGCCGUGGGGCCGCGCGAUUUGAGGCAUGGCUUUCCGGCAGGCGCUUCAGCUGGCGGCCUGCGGUGGGCAAGCCGCGCGGCGGCGGGGAUGCAGACACGCGCGCAACGGAGCGGUCGACCUGGACAGGAAUCUCGCGGCCCGGGCCCAGCGUCUGGGACUCCAACUGGGACAGGCGAGAGCCACUGUCUCUCAUUAACCUGAAGAAGAGGAAUGUGGAAUCUGGAGAAGAAGAACUGGCAUCCAGGCUGGACCACUAUAAGGCAAAGGCUACAAGACACAUAUUCCUCAUCCGGCAUUCCCAGUACCAUGUGGAUGGCUCCCUGGAAAAGGACCGCACCCUGACCCCAUUAGGUCGGGAACAGGCUGAACUUACAGGGCUCCGACUAGCAAGCCUGGGAUUAAAGUUUAAUAAAAUUGUCCAUUCCUCCAUGACCCGUGCUGUAGAGACCACAGACAUUAUUAGUAAACACCUGCCAGGUGUCUGCAGAGUCAGCACAGACCUGCUACGGGAAGGUGCCCCUAUUGAACCAGAUCCACCUGUCUCUCACUGGAAGCCAGAGGCUGUGCAGUAUUAUGAAGAUGGAGCCCGGAUUGAGGCUGCCUUCAGGAACUACAUCCACCGAGCUGAUGCCAAGCAGGAGGAAGACAGCUAUGAGAUCUUCAUAUGCCACGCCAAUGUUAUCCGCUAUAUUGUCUGCAGAGCACUGCAGUUUCCUCCGGAAGGUUGGCUCCGCCUGUCCCUCAACAAUGGGAGUAUCACCUACCUGGUAAUCCGACCCAACGGUCGUGUUGCACUCAGGACCCUUGGGGACACAGGAUUCAUGCCCCCAGACAAGAUUACCCGGUCCUGAGAUUGCCUGUAGGACUGCACCCUUUCCUCUGCUGGUGGCCUGGCUGCAGCCUUCCCUUCCUUGUCUUCCCUGUCUAGGCUAUGCUGUGGCUUCAUGUUGUCUCCAGGAAGAGGAUAGAUCAGUGUCACAUUUGGGUGCUUAUUUCUGGCCCAGGCUGCAGAAGGCAACUUAUGGGUUAGAUGGCCUUUUUAAAAGCUUUCUACCUUACCAUUACCACUAGCACAGCUCUACAAGGUGUAGAUGGGGACCUUCUGGGGCACAAGGCAGACAUAUCAUGGGGACUGAACCGGCCUGGCUGUGCUGUAUCAGGUGAUUGCAGUAGAUCAACUGAACAACCCUAAGCUCUGGCAGAAAACCUGUCAGGCAGUAUGGUGGUUGUUUUCAACUCAUUGUUUCAUAUAUUACAAUCUAGGAACUUUUGUUGCUUAAAUAUUUAUCAAAUAUUUUCCUUACAUGGGUUCUUUCUUUGAAAACACAAGAGAUCCUGUGUCUAUUGCAUCUGAAUGAACUGAAGGGCAAAUGGAUUGGCUUCCUAUAAGGUAGAUAUAAGCCAUGAAAGAAGUGGCAUUGCAGGAAGACUGUGGCUUAUAUAUGGCACAUACAUGACAGCCUUGUAAGAGAUUCUUUGGAGGCAAUGAAAUAGCCCACACUGACCAGAUGAGGUGCCAUAUGCUUGUAAUUCUAGCGCUUGAGAAGCAAAGGUAGGAUCAUGAGUUUCUCGCUAGGCUGAGCUAUGUAGAAAGAUCAAGUCUUAAAAACAAAAAUAUCUCAAAGUGACUUAGUUUGCUACUGUUUACUGUUAACCUUUGGGCUUGUAGGUUAAGCUACUUAGAAAUGAUGUGUUUGUUUACUUCAGAUAGUCAGAUAACUUAGGAAAAAACUGGUUUGUGUGUAUGUGGGUUUUUUUUUGUUGUUUAUUUUUGUUUUUUUGAGAAAGGAUCUUACUGUUGCCCAGGCUAGCCUCAAACUCAAGACCCUUAGUGGUCUUCUGAAUGUUGGGACUGUAGAUAUGCACUACCAUACUUGGCCCCCCAAAAAUCCUAAUACAGUUUCUAUGAAGUGGUUGUGAGCAUUUUCUGUAAUCAAUACAAUGAAUUGGAAUAUUUGACCCAUCUCUUUGUUCUCUUUAGAAACUAGUAUGUAAUAAAAUAUUACUUCUUUGUUGUUUGUUUUAAAGAAAAAAAUGUGGUAUAAUUAGAAGCCCUUUCUCAGUGUCUUCUAUCCCAGGUAUCUUGCUUGGAGGACUACCUCCCACACUGCUUCCUGUUCAAUACCGUCACUUGGAGGUAACCUUGACUACCCACAUUCCACUUUCUAGUAGUAGUUGAGGCAGGCAUGCCAGGCUGUUAACUUCUAAACACAAAGCUCAAAGUUCCUCACUUGACCUGAUGGGAAGGUAAAAAAAAAACAUUUCAGGGAGAUAAUGACUUGCUUGGGAUCAGUGCACUAAGAGUGUUUUCCACAUGAUACAGCCUCCGUAAAUUUUAGGAAUAAGCCUUAGCUCUGAGGUGAAGCCAGCUCCUUGUAUAUGAAAUGAGUUAUCUUUCUUGGAGGCUGACAGUCAUCUGCAAGGCAUAGUAAUCACUUAUAACACCAAUGAUCCUGAAAGCCGAUAGCCUGAUCCCUAGUCAGCUGUCCUAUCCCCUUGGAUCCCAAUUCUCAUCACCUGUCCAAAAAAAAAAAAAAAAAA